Molecule: messenger RNA, 1785 nt
Organism: Asparagus officinalis (garden asparagus)
Lineage: Eukaryota; Viridiplantae; Streptophyta; Magnoliopsida; Asparagales; Asparagaceae
Product: probable anion transporter 3, chloroplastic
Exons: 8
Coding region: 444-1619 (391 amino acids)
Biological process (GO): transmembrane transport
Cellular component (GO): plastid
Molecular function (GO): phosphate transmembrane transporter activity
Source: RefSeq, a predicted model, not a curated record
AGCCUCAAAAAAAAAAGAAUCUCAAUUUCCGACCCAUUUCAUCGAGCGCCAGAUAGGCAUGGCGAUCCUCGGAGCUCGUUCCCUCCAUCGCCCUCUCCCCUUUCCUCCCCCGCUCUCUCCUAACCCAAGCUCCGCUCGUCGAGUUCAACGGCGAAUCUCUCCGAAUUCUCUUCACCCUCCAAAAAUCCGACGAAACCAACUCAGCGGAGCCGAUACCCCCAAGAUCGCAGCGGGUUCGACUUCGAUCGGAGUUUCGAGAGACGGAGGGUUUGAGCCGUUAGGGUUUGACGAGAGCGAGAUGCAGGGGCCGAGCUUGUUGGAGUUCGUGACGUCGGAGAGGGUCAAGGUUGUGGCGAUGCUAGGGUUGGCUUUGGCGCUGUGUAAUGCCGAUCGAGUUGUGAUGUCGGUGGCCAUUGUCCCCUUGCUCUAAAAGCUCUGUGCCGAUGACUCAAUCUUUUGCGCGGAUUGUUCAGUCAUCUUUCUUAUGGGGAUAUCUAAUGUCUCCCAUAGUUGGAGGAGCGCUGGUCGAUUAUUAUGGCGGUAAAGUAGUCAUGGCAUGUGGUGUAACUCUAUGGUCCCUGGCUACUUUUCUUACUCCUUGGGCUGCUGAAACUUCCUUGUGGGCGUUACUUUCCAUGAGAAUUCUCCUGGGUGUAGCUGAAGGAGUAGCACUUCCGAGCAUGAACAACAUGGUCUCCAGAUGGUUUCCUCAAGUAGAACGGUCCAGGGCUGUUGGGCUUGCUAUGGCUGGGUUUAACCUUGGUAGUGCAAUUGGGCUCUUGAUUUCCCCUAUCCUCAUGUCAAAGGCUGGAAUUUUUGGACCUUUUGUGAUCUUCGGGUUGUUUGGAUUCCUCUGGGUCUUAGUAUGGUUGGCAGCAACCUCAAGUACUCCUGCGCAACAUCCCUGUAUAUCAAGGUAUGAGAUAGACUAUAUCAAUAAGAGUCAGAAGCUUCUAACUAAUCACCGAAAAGUUCCUGGACAAUCCACAAUAAUCCCUCCUUUCAAGAAGUUACUUUCGAAGAUGCCAACGUGGGCUUUAAUUUCUGCAAAUGCCAUGCACAGCUGGGGUUACUUUGUCAUUCUUUCAUGGAUGCCAAUAUACUUCAACACAAUCUAUCACGUUGACCUGAGACAAGCUGCCUGGUUCAGUGCACUUCCAUGGGCUAUGAUGGCAAUGUUAGGGUAUGCUGCUGGAUUUAUCUCGGACAUGUUGAUUCAAAGUGGUAGAAGUGUUACUUCUACUCGGAAAGUAAUGCAGUCAAUCGGCUUCCUCGGUCCUGGACUUGCUCUUCUUGGCUUAAAUGCAGCCAAAAGCCCAUCUGUAGCUUCAGCUUGGCUUACGGCAGCUGUUGGUUUGAGCUCCUUUAGCCACGCUGGAUUUCUGGUGAAUCUCCAGGAGAUAGCUCCACAAUAUGCAGGCAUUUUACACGGAAUGUCAAAUACAGCUGGAACCCUGGCCGCCAUAGUGGGAACCAUUGGAGCAGGUUUCUUUGUUGAAAGGAUGGGUUCCUUUCGUGGGUUUCUCAUGUUCACCGCAUUCCUUUAUUUCAUUGCGACAUUAUUCUGGGAUUUCUUUUCUACCGGAGAGAGAGUUGAUUUUGAUGGAACUCAUCAGUAAGCUUUUAGUGUGCAUGUCACCGGCAAAGUUUGUAGUUUAUUACCUUGUCCUUUAUUUAAAAAAGAAGAAAAUCUUCUUAAUGUUGAAGGGGGCUUUGUGCUGUUAUGACUUGAAAUUUUGAUAAAUUCCUACUUAGUUUCAAGUAAGGUAAAAAAGAAUCAGAACC